UCAUUGAAAGUCGAAAUGGCUUUGGCAGCUUCACACAGCAGGUCAGUUAUGUCUGCCAAACGUAAUAUUCUGUAUAACGUCACAGUGAGGCAAACCUGUCUGUUGUUUUCUACUAAUGACACUGUCUCAGAUGGCCAGAGGAAACCACCAUCAAAGAAACAAUUGAGAAAAAGUCAGACGAAAUCUCCCUGUACUGAUCAUCUGUCCUGGGAGGAAAAGCUGGCUGAUGUGGUCACUCCUCUGUGGAGGCUGAGUUACGAUGAGCAACUUGAGCUCAAACAAAAGCAUCAGGAAAGGAUACUUUCUCAGCUCUCCGGGCAUCUUACAGGUGACUUCCAAUCCCAAUCAUCAGCUGUCAGAAGUAAACUCAGCUUCCCUGUCUUGCCUGUUCUGCCAUCGCCGGUUAGGGAUGGCUACCGCAACAAGUCCACGUUUUCUGUUAACAGAGGAGUGGAUGGGAAUGCAAAGACAGUCGGUUUUUACGUGGGCACAGGCAGGAAGGGAAACAUUGUCUGCGUCAACGGGGACCACCUGCUCAACAUGCCGGAGAAGCACAAACUGGUAGCCCGGUGUUAUCAGGACUUCAUCCGCCUCUCGUCCCUGGAGCCCUGCCUGCUGUUCCACACUGGGGGUCACUGGAGAGAGGUCACGGUGAGGACCAACGCAGAGGGCCACACCAUGGCUAUAGUGUACUUUCAUCCACAGACGCUCACCCGAGAGGACGUGGCACUCCACCAGGCAGACUUGGUGAAAUACUUCACGCUGGGGCCUGGAUCAGUCUGUCAGUUGGACUCACUGUUUUUCCAGGAGAGCUGCAUGACUCGCUGCAGUCAUGAGGAAUCCCCCUACCAGCUCCUGCACGGUCAGCCACACAUAUACGAGGAGGUGCUGGGCUACAAAUUCCGCAUUUCUGCCGAUGCCUUUUUCCAGGUGAACCAGGCUGCUGCUGAGGGGCUGUACAGCACAGUGAGACACCUGUGCUUCCCGAGCCCUGAGGAUGGUGGAGGAAGAACCAAAGUUGGCGGUACUCUGCUGGAUGUGUGCUGCGGGACGGGUGCCAUCGGCAUUACCAUAUCUCCCAGAGUGGACAGAAUCAUUGGUAUAGAGCUCAUGGAACAGGCGGUGGAAGAUGCCCGACACAACGCAGCUCUCAACGAUGUACUGAACUGUGACUUUGUCCGGGGAAAGGCGGAGGUGGCGCUUCCUGGCAUUAUGUCCCAGCUGAGCUCCAAAGGUGGAGGCCUUGUCGCAGCUGUGGUGAACCCUGCUCGAGCUGGACUGCACUACAGAGUGGUCCGGGCUCUGCGAAACCAACCUGCUAUCCGCAGGCUGGUCUAUGUGUCCUGUAAACCGGAUGGGGAGGCUAUGAGGAACUUCAGGGAGCUUUGUUGCGCCCCUGACCCCCAGAAGAAACUCACAGGAGAGGCGUUUUCUCCGACUCUGGCUGUGCCUGUGGAUAUGUUCCCACAUACUCCUCAUUGUGAAGUGGUGCUUCUUUUUGAGAGGUAGCGGAUGCUUUUUGUUCAGAGGCGGGCUUUGACCCUUCAGCAACUCGAUGAUAAUGUAUGCUAAAUGAUAAUGGAUCAUCU
This is a messenger RNA of Anarrhichthys ocellatus (wolf-eel), 1589 nucleotides long. It is a transcript of the gene trmt2b, whose product is annotated as tRNA methyltransferase 2B. The record is from RefSeq and is a predicted model, not a curated record. The transcript has 2 exons. The coding region runs from base 16 to 1509 and encodes 497 amino acids. Gene Ontology annotation, molecular function: RNA binding; tRNA (uracil(54)-C5)-methyltransferase activity, S-adenosyl methionine-dependent. Lineage: Eukaryota; Metazoa; Chordata; Actinopteri; Perciformes; Anarhichadidae. Gene Ontology annotation, biological process: RNA processing.